Molecule: messenger RNA, 505 nt
Organism: Fomitiporia mediterranea MF3/22
Lineage: Eukaryota; Fungi; Basidiomycota; Agaricomycetes; Hymenochaetales; Hymenochaetaceae
Exons: 1
Coding region: 217-387 (56 amino acids)
Source: RefSeq, a predicted model, not a curated record
CCGAGAUCCCUCCGCCUGCUCAGCCGCAACCUCCUAUUAACACCUACCUGGAUAACAUUGAUAUGCUUUCGACUUCCCUGGAUCCCUCAAUGCCUGCUUUCAGUCAGACCUUUGAUGUGCCAAAUCAGAGCCAGUGGCCCUUGGCUACUCAAGCGCCAUAUUCAUUUGACUCGCAGUUGACUUUUAGCUCCUAAUAACAGUGUUGUUUUGGCUGUUAUGAUCCAAAUUCAUGCGCAAAAUUACACUGCUGCAGGUCAGUAUUUCCUGUAUGUCGUUCCUAGGCCACUUACUCGUUCUGAGACGGAUAUCACUGCUGCAACAAGGGGUGACAACUCAGAAAGGGAGAGUUCAGAUAUUGUUUAUUUAACUGGCGGCGUGUUUCUGUGAUAUAGUUAUUUCAUAUGCCAACCGACCUUUAUAUCCUUGUUGAUCUUUGUAAGAUAACUCUUGAUUGUGUUGUAUUUUAUCCUUGCCUGUAUUUCUCCAAGAGCUGAUGUAAGCUCGC